AGUAUAUAUGUGGCGAAGUGUUGAAACCUGAGAUUGGAACAGUCUUUUCUGACGUUUUUCUCUUCUCUCCUGUCGCUUGUGUGGAUGAAGUGGAACUUGAAUUUCGUAGAUUUCUAGCUGCUAGUGUAUCUUUUUUCAUUGUAUUCCAUUACAUUAAAGUAGUCACAAUUGGAGUCUCAAGAUCGCCUCUCGGAUUAAUCCGUGUUUUAUCAUCGUCAUCUUCAUCAUCAUCUAGAAAAUACUGGCUCUUCCCGAACCAUAGACUCUGUUGGUGCUCGUCUCUAAUUGUUCGUGACUGCAGUAGUAAUCCAUCUUUAUCAUCAUCUGAAGAAAGAGAGCGAGUGGCGAAAAUGAGUAGACCAGUGGUUGUUAGUGGGCCGAGUGGAUGUGGAAAAUCAACCCUGGUUAACAAACUACUCUCAAAAGAACAUUACAAAAACAAAUUCCUGUUCUCGGUGUCCCAUACGACUCGGAGUCCCCGACCAAGAGAGGAGGACGGAGUGGCCUAUCACUUUACUACAAAAGACAACUUCAGACACAUGAUAGACCAGGGACUGUUUCUCGAGUGGGCAGAGUUUGGAGGCAAUUUGUAUGGCAGCUCUAAGAAGGCGGUGACUGACAUAGCGAGUAAGGCAGGGAAUCCAGUUUGUCUCUUGGACCUGGAGAUGAAUGGAGUGAAGCAGUUGAAAGCACUCGACGAACAGAAGAAAGGUCUCAAUUGUUUCUACAUCUUCAUAAAUGUUCCUUCAAUGGAGAUCCUGGAAGCGCGUCUACGAGAAAGAAACACUGAAACUGAAAAGAGUCUGAAGAAACGUCUGGACAGAGCGAAACAAGAUGCCUCUUUCGGAACCACUCCUGGCAACUUCGACGUCGUCAUUGUUAACGACGACUUGGACGUCGCCUAUUCCAAGUUCGAAGCGGCGAUGUUAGAUGCGAACCCUCACUUGAAGCCAAAGCCUGCCAACAACAUAUUCGGAGAUAUCUGACCAGUAAUAUAGAAAAUAUAGAAGAAAUACGGUGAAGAUGAAGCAAAAAUAAAACAUUCAGAAACUUUGGUUGUCUUAUAUUUGUCUGGAACUAGAUUUCUGAGUACUCGGUGUCUGAUGCUCUUUGCUGAAACUCAGUCAUUUUGAUGCGGGGAUUCAAUCCAUUAUAGUGUCACAUGUUUAGCUGCCAUUUUCUUUCAUUUUAAAAAUCAAACAUGUAUCUGCUGUUAGCUGAUUAUUACUCGUUGGUUUUGCCAACCCGAUUCAAUGUUGUUGUAAAGUGAAAACUCGCUUGCGCUCCUUGACCUCAGUUUAGUUGUACACAAACCUUAUAAAGUUGCCCCAUUUUGUAAAAAUGUUCAUAAAUUCAAUAUUUGCAUGGCUGAGAGAAAUAAGCGUGGAAAUUUAGAGAACGAGAACCAUUUUUUUUCACGUGCAUUUAAUUUCGGAUAUGUUGUCAUUGCAAUCAGGUGAUCCUGGGUUCGAUCUUCCGAUUGCACAACUCUCAUAAGGAGGCAAAAUACUUUAUAUUUGC
This is a messenger RNA of Symsagittifera roscoffensis, 1521 nucleotides long. RefSeq names its product guanylate kinase-like. The record is from RefSeq and is a predicted model, not a curated record. The coding region runs from base 351 to 986 and encodes 211 amino acids. The transcript has 5 exons. Gene Ontology annotation, cellular component: cytosol. Gene Ontology annotation, molecular function: GMP kinase activity. Gene Ontology annotation, biological process: purine nucleotide metabolic process. NCBI's taxonomy places the organism in Eukaryota, Metazoa, Xenacoelomorpha, Acoela, Convolutidae.